Rhagoletis pomonella (apple maggot) is the source of this 489-nucleotide messenger RNA. RefSeq names its product sesquipedalian-1-like. Gene Ontology annotation, cellular component: early endosome; recycling endosome; trans-Golgi network. Lineage: Eukaryota; Metazoa; Arthropoda; Insecta; Diptera; Tephritidae. Gene Ontology annotation, biological process: retrograde transport, endosome to Golgi; receptor recycling; endosome organization. The record is from RefSeq and is a predicted model, not a curated record.
ACGAAAACGACAUCCGGUAAAAAACCAGUAAAAUUAGUACUGGAUUUACUGGAUAGUGUGUACGCGAACAGGGCUAUUGUAGAUGUAGAAUAAUGAAGAUCAACGAAAAGAACUUGUGUGUUUUCGCUACCAGUCCUCCGUUUGAUUGCGAAGGAUUUUUAAAUAAAAGGGGAGAGGUGAACAAGGCUUUUCAACGAAGAUAUUUUGUGCUUAAAGGAAACUUACUUUUUUAUUUUGAAAAGAAAGGCGAUAAAGAACCAUUAGGCCUAAUAAUUGUAGAGGGUUGUACCAUAGAGUUAUCGGAAGAAAGUGACCAAUAUUGUUUUGAAAUAGCUUUCAAUGGCAAUCGUACUUAUAUUUUAAGCGCAGAUUCUCAGGAGUGUAUGGAGACCUGGAUGAAGGCUUUGACCUGUGCAGGUUAUGAGUACAAGAAAAUGGUUGUUGCUGAGCUGCAGCGGCAAUUGGCAGAGAUUGAGUGUUCGCGUGACA